Molecule: messenger RNA, 1562 nt
Organism: Haliotis rubra (blacklip abalone)
Lineage: Eukaryota; Metazoa; Mollusca; Gastropoda; Lepetellida; Haliotidae
Product: collagen alpha-1(VI) chain-like
Exons: 10
Coding region: 237-1466 (409 amino acids)
Molecular function (GO): calcium ion binding
Source: RefSeq, a predicted model, not a curated record
AGCGGAACCUUGCUUAAAAUAACACAAAGCAGAUUUAGGGGUAGAUUUCUUCCUGAAAUAGAUAAAUGUAUAUUGCAUGUUAUACGCAUUUUCCAGGGGGGGAAAUAUAAAAUUUAGACAGUGUCCCAGAUGUUGCACCAUUGUUGUCAAUUGCUUGCACGAGAUUUCCGUGCUGUGUCUGCGCAUGCCUGUUGUGUGUUUUCCUGUGGCCAGGUAUCAGACGAGGACCUUCUACAAUGAUUUGGAUAUCACUGAUCACAGCUGCAGUUCUCAUCGGAACAGUUGAUUCCGCCGGUUCCACCAAGCUCGCGGGAAACAUCACCAUUGUGGAGGGAAUGACGGGAGCCACAGGACCAAUGGGACAGACUGGACCCAGGGGAGUCUCUGGCCCGAGGGGUGAGAAAGGCGUGAAGGGGGAGAUAGGUGCAGCGGGUGUCAUCGGCCCGACUGGAACCCGAGGCGAGAUCGGUACAACAGGCGCAGCAGGGCCCCAGGGAGAUACUGGCCCCCAGGGAGACAUUGGGGCCACGGGUGUGGCUGGUCCUCCUGGGCCGGAAGGGGUAACUGGACCUAUUGGACAGCAAGGAAGUCGAGGAUUGAAAGGAGAUCCCGGCCCACGAGGCCCGAAAGGAGAUCCCGGUGAUAACGGAGACAAGGGGGAUCUUGGGGCGACGGGGGAGAAGGGAGAGCCAGGCCCCCAGGGAGUGAAGGGGGAUACAGGGCCAGUCGGCUACAUGGGUGCAACAGGGGUGACGGGAGCGGCAGGGCAGACUGGUGCUGCAGGAUCGGUGGGACAUAGAGGAGAGACGGGUCCAAGGGGUGAGGUGGGCAUGACAGGCCCUCAAGGACCAGUAUUCACAGAUGUGAAUGAAUGUGUUACGUUCGACCAUGGUUGCUCACAGAUCUGCGUGAACACAAUACAAGGAUAUCACUGCUCGUGCAACACCGGAUACGAGCUGCUCAUCUCCGACAACAAGACAUGUUCAGAUGUGGAUGAGUGUGAGGUGCGGAAUGGCGGCUGCCAACACACUUGUUCAAACUCGGACGGCAUGUACGAAUGUGUCUGUGAUGUUGGCUACAGACUGGGGCCGGACAUGCGCUCGUAUAUAGACAUAGACGAGUGUAAGGAGCGGCAUGGUGGAUGUACUAACUUACAACACUGUAUCAACAUGCCGGGUGGCAACCAGUGCGUCAGUAGGGAGGUGGGAAGGGCAGCUGCCAAGGCAUCAGCCUCCACCCAAGCAGUAUGUGAAAAGUACGAGGGGAUUUUAAGCCGGUCAACAGUUAUUGGACUCAUCGUUUGGCUUAUCUUCCUCAGUCUUCUGCUAUUCCUCAUUCUAGCUUGCCUUUUCGCAAGAAAGGGGCGACGCAGUCGGGACGAGAGGCGUUAUAACGAGGGAACCUGGGAGACAAAGUCUCACAGAAGUGCCUACUCAAACAGAGGGCCUGAAGUCAAUUAUUAUUAAGCCUUAUAUAACAAUAAGGUAUAAAUAGUAGGACUCGAGUGUUGUGACAUGUACAUAAUAACAUAUCAUAGUUAUACAUAAAACUAUUUAUAUUUU